This is a messenger RNA of Pelagomonas calceolata, 375 nucleotides long. NCBI's taxonomy places the organism in Eukaryota, Pelagophyceae, Pelagomonadales, Pelagomonadaceae. The record is from the annotation of a GenBank genome assembly.
CUGCGCCUCGUCGCGCGCGCGCUCGGCCGCGGCCGCGCGCGCCUCGGCCUCCGCGGCCCGGGCAUCCGUCUUCGCGUCGCGCGCGCGCUUCGACGCCUCCCGCCGCAGGUCCGCCUCGAGCUGCGACACGUCGCCGCGCAGCGCGUCCCGCUCGCCCUCGACGGCCGCGAGGUCGCGCUUGAGGAGCGCGACCGCGUCGCCGACGUCCCGCUCGAGCGCCUCCUUGUGGCGCCGGCGGUGCUUCUCCUCGAGCUCCGAGUUCUUCCGGAUCUGGGCCGCGACCUGGCGGCCGAGGGCCUCGGCCUGGCGGCGGGCCGCGUCGCGCUCCUCGACCAGCGCGUCGCGCGCCUCGUCGGCGCCGCCGCUCGACGCGCC